AGCGGGCAGGGCUGCGGGGAGCCCGGGCCGGGUCUCUGCUCUUCUCCCUCCCGGUGGCGAUGGUGGUCCUGCGGGCUGGGCUCUGCCCUGGUCUCUCUGAAGACAUGAUCCAGCUUCUCAGCGCCAAUGGCAUCAGGACAGUGGUGGACUUCGUGUCAUCAGACCUGGAGGAUGUUGCCCAAAAGUGUUCCCUGUCUUACAAGGCGCUGGUCGCAGUCAGACGUGUGCUCCUGGCCCAGUUCUCUGCCUUCCCUGCCAACGGAGCAGACCUCUACGAGGAGCUCAAGAGCUCCACUGCCAUCCUGCCCACUGGCAGCUCAAGCCUGGACCAGCUGCUGGACUCGGGGCUGUACACAGGGGAAGUGAUGGAGCUCAUGGGAGCACCAGGCACUGGGAAGACGCAGGUGUGCCUGGGCAUUGCAGCCAGUGUGUCCCUGGGGCUCAAGCAGCAUGUUUUGUUUCUCGACUCCACGGGGGGUUUCACUGCCUCCCGUCUCUACCAGAUGCUCCAAGCCCAGACAGAGGAUGAGGAAGAACAGCUGGAGGCCCUGCAGCGGGUCAGGGUAGAACGUGUGUUCAACAUCUACGAGGUGCUGCGUGCCUUGCAGGAGCUGCGGGAUCGCCUCUCCCAGCAGGUCGUGAGCUCCAUGGGACCUCUCAAGGUGGUGGUUCUGGACUCGGUGUCGGCUGUGAUUUACCCUCUGCUGGGUGGCAGGCAGUCAGAGGGUUUGGCCCUCAUGAUGCAGCUCUCCAGGGAGCUGAAGACCUUGGCCAGGGAGUUCAGCCUUGCUGUUGUGGUGACCAACCAGGUGACAAGGGACAGCAGCACUGCCCCACUGAAGCCAGCCCUGGGCCGCUCCUGGAGUUUCGUGCCCAGCACCCGGGUGCUGCUGGAGAGCAAAGAGGCCACGUGGGAGAAAUGCAGCACACGGCGUGCUGCUUCCCUGGCAAAGUCACCCCGGCAGCCAACAGGGAUCCAGGUGGAGCUGGACAUUGGAAAUGGUGACGUGCUGGACCCAAGCCUGGUGACACCCACACAGGGACUCUGAUGGCAUGGAAAAGCAAAUGUCACAAGGUUCAAGAGAGCUGCACAAAAGCAGGCAAACACCGAAGGUUUUACUGAGAGUCCUGCAGCCCUGGGAAAGAGCAAAAAGAAAAAUCUCUUGUUCUUCUGCCCCAUGGAAAAACUCAGAGUGGGGUUCCCUGGAGCCCUCUGUGCCUGCAGUGGCUGGGCUGUGAGGGCAGCAGGACAGCCAAGUUCUGCCCUCUGCUGCAGGAUUGUUGUUUGGGAUCAGCUGCCCUGUCCCUGCACAACCCCACAACUCCCCGUGCUGGUUUAGUUCCCUCAUGGCUCCCUACCCUCUCCUCCUGGAGUUCUGAUCAUCCUUGGGCCCACAGUGGGCUUGGUUCAGAAAUAAAAGAAAUAAAAAGCUGUUGCACAUUGCUGUGGCUGUUGAGAGCUGGAAUUCAAUUAGUGACAGCUGCUCUGAACUUAAUUAAAAUGUGGAGCAGGACUGGGGAGGGACAGGCUGCUGAUGAGCAGGGAUUUAAUGAGAUGCCUGAUCUUCCCUUCUCCCCAGAGUACCACCAGGCCCUGUGGGGACCUGCUGGUGUUUUUGGGGCACAGCUGGGCUGUGUAAAGGCUUGCUGAUAACUGAUGGAGGUUCUGAUCUGGAUCAGCUGAGGCAGAUGGGUCCUGCUGGCACCAGCUGGCCCUGCUGGAUGCUCAAGGACCUAUUCAGUUGCAUGUGGUGAUGUUUAAAAUAAUCUUCCCGUGCUCCAGUGCUUUCCAGCUGCUCUUGGCAACCUCCUGAGGAGAGAGGAGGCUUGGAUGUGGAGUUUCCUCUUGAUCCCUGAUGUCUCAGAUACCCUCAGUUUAAGAGACCUCCUUGGCAGGUGAGCUGAUGGAGAAUUUGGGGGCUAGGACUAAUUAGGGCAUGCUCAUUAAACUAAUGACACAGCAUCACAGCUGCUGGAGCCCUCUAAGGCUGUGCUUGGCAUAUUAAAUACAUACUUUUUACUGCAAA
Messenger RNA from Lonchura striata (white-rumped munia), 2027 nucleotides. It is a transcript of the gene RAD51D, whose product is annotated as RAD51 paralog D. Gene Ontology annotation, biological process: telomere maintenance; DNA strand invasion; reciprocal meiotic recombination. The record is from RefSeq and is a predicted model, not a curated record. NCBI's taxonomy places the organism in Eukaryota, Metazoa, Chordata, Aves, Passeriformes, Estrildidae. Gene Ontology annotation, molecular function: ATP hydrolysis activity; ATP binding; four-way junction DNA binding. Gene Ontology annotation, cellular component: replication fork; microtubule organizing center; Rad51B-Rad51C-Rad51D-XRCC2 complex.